AGCAGCGCGUGAACAGCUGGCGUCCGCAUUCUCUUCUCCAGUUAAAUGUGUUCUGAAGAAUGCCUAGCUUCACUGCUGUUUUCGUACUAGUUAACCGAACACAUUGAGUUUGGAGAGUUCUUGUUACUAUGGUAUGUUUUGUAUCAGUUGCCCUCCGCGUGUUGUUUGAGAACAGCUGGAGCUAGAGCUCUAUUCGUGGUGCUGAAAGCCUCGAGCCGAGAGGAGAGCAGAGGUUCGCCCCUCCGGACCAACAUGAGGAAGAAGAGGCUCUCUGUGGCGGGCUUUCUGCUCGCCUGCAAACUAGGAAUGUUUCUCAGUGUUGGUCACUGUAAGGAAGUGGACAGUGCUGCGAAGACACGGCCGGUCCCAAUGUCUCCCUCUGACUUCCUGGACAAACUGAUGGGCAGAACAUCUGGAUAUGAUGCCAGGAUAAGACCAAAUUUUAAAGGUCCUCCAGUCAACGUGUCCUGUAACAUUUUCAUAAACAGCUUUGGCUCCAUUGCUGAAACCACCAUGGACUACCGUGUGAACAUCUUCCUCCGGCAGCAGUGGAAUGACCCCCGGCUCGCCUACGCUGAGUACCCCGAUGACUCUCUGGACCUGAACCCCUCUAUGUUAGACUCCAUAUGGAAACCAGACCUGUUCUUUGCCAAUGAGAAGGGGGCCCACUUUCACGAAGUCACUACGGAUAACAAACUGCUCCGGAUAUUUAAGAAUGGGAAUGUUUUGUACUCUAUAAGACUCACAUUAACUCUGUCAUGCCCCAUGGAUCUGAAGAACUUCCCUAUGGAUGUUCAGACCUGCAUCAUGCAGCUGGAGAGCUUUGGCUACACCAUGAACGACCUGAUCUUUGAGUGGCAGGAGAAUGGACCUGUCCAAAUUGCUGAAGGCCUUACACUGCCACAGUUCCUGCUCAAAGAUGAAUCAGACCUCAGAUACUGCACCAAGCACUACAACACAGGUAAAUUUACUUGUAUUGAAGUGCGGUUCCACCUGGAGCGUCAGAUGGGCUACUACCUGAUCCAGAUGUACAUCCCCUCUCUGCUCAUUGUCAUACUGUCCUGGGUGUCCUUCUGGAUCAACAUGGAUGCUGCCCCAGCCAGAGUGGCUCUGGGCAUCACCACAGUGCUGACCAUGACCACACAGAGCUCCGGCUCCAGGACCUCACUGCCUAAGGUCUCGUAUGUGAAGGCUAUAGACAUCUGGAUGGCAGUGUGUCUCCUGUUUGUCUUCUCUGCACUUUUGGAGUACGCUGCUGUCAACUUUGUGUCGAGACAACAUAAAGAGCUGCUGCGCUUCAGACGACCUCACAAGACAAACAGGAGCAAGAGCAGUGCAGUUGGUCCUGAGGAGCUAGCUGACUCCCUGCGUCGUGUUAAUGUUGACAACGGCCUCAAAGCAACACACACCCCCUAUGGAUCUAUGAGCAACAUCUACACCAGCAACCACAGGGAAGGGGAAGUGCAUGAGAGCAGACUGACCUCCACUCCAAGCAACAGCAAAGGCGUGAAGGCCAGCGCCAACAACACUGUGACUGCAUCGAAUACCCCCGCAGCCACAGCAAACCCUACCCAGAAUCCACCUGGAGCAGGUGGAAGGGUCAGAAGCAUUGAAGAGAUGAGGAAGUUAUUCAUCGACAGAGCCAAAAAGAUUGACACAGUGUCGAGGGCCGGCUUCCCUCUGGCCUUCCUCUUCUUCAACAUAUUCUACUGGGUCCUUUAUAAGAUCCUGCGACAUGAAGAUGUACAUAAGAGAUAAAGAAGGAAAGAGCGGAGAUUAUAUACAGUAUGUGUGCUCACACGCACGCACGCACACACACACACACACACACACACACACACACACACACACAUACACACACACACACACACACACACACACACACACACACACACACACACACACACACACACACACACACACACACACACAUCCGUAUACCACUAUGCAUAUGAGGACACUUUGUUUAAUUCCCUGUUCCUUAACCCUGCCCUUGACCACCAUUCAGGACGUCCUCUAAAAUGUCCUGAUUCUGAGGCAGUACCUCUUAUACCAGCUGUCACUAAUACUGAGUAUCCAACAGUGUGCUCUCCAGAACAUACUGCCUUAUGAGAAUACCUGAAUCCCACCCUGUCUGAAUACAGAGUCUAUAUAAAAAAACAGCGUCUCCAGUCAAAGAGCCAUUAUAAAUUCACAAGUUAAAACUAUCGCCCAUGAAGGAUGUGACCCAACUCACUCAAAAUCCUUUCUUAUAAUAUCCACAUCAUCAAUCUGUGGAGGAACGGGAGUAUUUUAAAAUGAGCAAGAGGCGAGGAAUUCAUGCAUUGAUGAAUAAGUUAUGAGGUGGCAAGAAAACUAAUUAAAAAUGAAUGUGAGUGGGAUACAAAAAGAGAGCCUUAAACCAGCAUUAUGACAUACAUAGAUGGUCAUUUUUAAACAAAGCUUGGUUUAUAGCAGAGUCAUAACACUAAAUAAGAGAACUGCUGAGACGGUUGAAUGAUCUGAUCGGUAAAGAGGGGAGGCUCUCUAUCACCUGUCCUCAUAUCUCAGCAGAUGUGAUUGAGGUGUUUCCACUGAGCACCCAGUGUGCGCCGCGCUUUGCCUUGCCUCUUGUUUAUGGGAUGGUAAAACCGUGUGUAUUUAUAGAAAUAGUAAGGACACGUAGUGCAGCUGUGUGACUGGAUGAAAUGAUGCGUUUACAGCAGGCACUCUGAGGUGCGUCUCGUCACAACACUAUGUACAGACUACUGCUGCUUCCAAAGGAAAGUGAAACAAAGGACACAACAUGGCACACAGUGGAGAAGGGUGAGCACAACUGAUCGAUUCAAAUGUCACUUCAAUUCUUCAAGUGUACAUUUACAUUUAGUGGCAUUCUCAAUGAAGGUACAUUUCCGAGUCAGUCGGGCAGUUCUCACAGGAAUCCUCAUUCGUUGGCUGAUCUGUUCCCUGUAUCACAUAUCAUGUUUGUUGGCUCACACACUUGCAGCAUCUCACAAGGCGUGUCCUUACAGAGGUGGGAAGUGUGAUCAGAAGCUACCCACACCACACAAUACAACUGAUCACUACUGAGCAGGAGCCUUAAAACAAAUAAAUCAUUGAAAAGACAAUGGGUAUACAUGUGACCAGUGAAUGCACAUGGAACUAUGGGCAGCUUCACUUAUAAAACAUCUUCAAUUACAAGAGUUCAACCUGGUGGUUUGCAUUCAGGAGUCGUUAAGACACAUCGUUAAGAUAAGGGUUUUCUCUAGUUUCUGAUGCUACUCACUAUACAGUCAGUGUUUUUGCUCAACACUUAACAAAAGCUCACUUCCCCUUUAACGUGGUUGUACUGAAGAUGCUUCCUGAAUUCAUGUUAGUGUGUAUGUUUUUAUCAAAUGUCCACUUCUUUAUUCUGAUAUUAUGACUGAGACCUCCAACACUGUGCCAGAGACCAAGGACCCCUGAGAGCAUGUGUUAUCAUGGGAUUAUCACUGUGCUCCUUUACACACCGUAAACUGAAGAUAUGGGAAGAUCACAAGUAUGAAGAAACUGUAUUACAAAAAUCGGCUAUGAUAAAACACUGCUCAAGAGUCUACUUCAUGUAGAACAGACUGCAGAUGGAGAACACGGCUCAAGAGUCUACUUCAUGUAGAACAGACUGCAGAUGGAGAACACGGAUCAAGAGUCUACUUCAUGUAGAACAGACUGCAGAUGGAGAACACGGCUCAAGAGUCUACUUCAUGUAGAACAGACUGCAGAUGGAGAACACGGCUCAAGAGUCUACUUCAUGUAGAACAGACUGCAGAUGGAGAACACGGCUCAAGAGUCUACUUCAUGUAGAACAGACUGCAGAUGGAGAACACGGCUCAAGAGUCUACUUCAUGUAGAACAGACUGCAGAUGGAGAACACGGCUCAAGAGUCUACUUCAUGUAGAACAGACUGCAGAUGGAGAACACGGCUCAAGAGUCUACUUCAUGUAGAACAGACUGCAGAUGGAGAACACGGCUCAAGAGUCUACUUCAUGUAGAACAGACUGCAGAUGGAGAACACGGCUCAAGAGUCUACUUCAUGUAGAACAGACUGCAGAUGGAGAACACGGAUCAAGAGUCUACUUCAUGUAGAACAGACUGCAGAUGGAGAACACGGAUCAAGAGUCUACUUCAUGUAGAACAGACUGCAGAUGAAGAACACGGCUCAAGAGUCUACUUCAUGUAGAACAGACUGCAGAUGGAGAACACGGCUCAAGAGUCUACUUCAUGUAGAACAGACUGCAGAUGGAGAACACGGCUCAAGAGUCUACUUCAUGUAGAACAGACUGCAGAUGGAGAACACGGAUCAAGAGUCUACUUCAUGUAGAACAGACUGCAGAUGGAGAACACGGCUCAAGAGUCUACUUCAUGUAGAACAGACUGCAGAUGGAGAACACGGCUCAAGAGUCUACUUCAUGUAGAACAGACUGCAGAUGGAGAACACGGAUCAAGAGUCUACUUCAUGUAGAACAGACUGCAGAUGGAGAACACGGCUCAAGAGUCUACUUCAUGUAGAACAGACUGCAGAUGGAGAACACGGCUCAAAGAAAUGUGAAACAUAAGGAACAGCAACAGCACACUCACACACGCAUGGGCUUCACACUGUUUUGCCUACUCGUGUCUUACAGUUCAGCAGCCUGUGUCCCCCACUUGCAGCCUCUCCUCAGCCUCUCAGGGACCACCAGAGCCCACACUGCACACGACUGUCUUCAUGCUAUCAGACAGAGAGAGGGACUAUUCUCACUGUGACUGCUGUUUCCAGUUCACACUCAUAUCACACCCAGCUCCUUCUGACUGCAGGUGCCUCAGAACCUUCAAAGUGUUCCUACUGUUCAGAGAAACACAAUCCCUGCUGUGUGUGUUGGCAGAUAAACACAGUAGUUAUGUCAGUGUGUGUGAUCAGCCUAAUCUACUUUAUCUUGGUUUCAUUUUCAAGUCAGCCAAUGCAGGAUUAAAAACAAAUAUUUCAAAGGACGUGAUAACAAAGUCAACCCACAAACUGAAACAUGUGAUUCAACAAGCUGUUCAGAUGUGGUUCCACUUCCUAUUUCAUAUUCCCCUCCCCCCCAGCUUGAAUACUACCGUUGCAAUAUUCUCUUGCAAGCCAAUCAGAGCAGACUGGGGUUUCCAGAUGGGGGCUUAAAGAGACAGGCUCUAAUUUCAGAAAGGGGGGGGGGGGUUAAAAACAGGUUUGUUCAAGCAGACGAGAACAAAUGUGUUUCUAAAGAAUGUGAACAUGUAGCAGAUACACCCAAAAUGUACAAGUUUGCAAGUAUGUGCUUCUUUAAACAGGCCUCAUUUAACACGUCCCAUGUGCCGGCGUAGAAAGAAGUGUAAUGGGCAGGAAAUGUCAGCAUGGGGAGGACAAGUGUUGUUUGGGAUGCAAAGUGUCCCUUAAAGUCAAUAUUGGUCUGCAAUUGGUGGGAUUGAAAAUAACUUGGUAAACAAUAUUUGAGUCUGUUGCCAAACUAUUGUUGCUUUCUGAAAUGUUGACCUUUAGAGUACACACUCUUUCUUGGAAUUUCAUUGUGUUUCUAGGAAACAACUUGGCUCUGACUUGUAUUCCUGAUUCCUGCCAGCUGUUAACAUCAGACAGUGGAGCUCUGCACAGCUCUCUGUGUGCUUUGGUUUCUACUGCUUUACAUCUAUUCCACUCAAACCAGGUGGUACAGUGAGCACACUUCCUACAAAUCAUCAACUUUCCUGCCAACUUGCUCAUGGCAUACCAUAGUAUUAGAGUGGAUCAGUUCAAAGUGCUGUUCAGUGUGACUGCAGAGCUGUUAUACUUGCUUGAGAUUUGCCACAUGAGAUCAUGGUGAUAAGACUUCUCUUGCAGAGACCGUUGAUGUACAUACUCUCGGGAAUCAAUGGAACAUGUUGACUGCCUGCAUUCAGCGCUGUAAAAGCUGAUGGUGAAGCAUACAGAACGUGCAAGCUAAUAUAUGUAACAUAGUCCUGUAUGAAUCAUUGAACUAUAGUCACUUGUUAAUGUGUGUGCACUGAUCCAGGAUCUGCAGUUCCUGAAGCCCUAUGCUCAGUGCGGGGCCGCUGCACUGGGGCCUCCCAUGUUCUGACAAGAACCAGAGUGUAAAGGAGCAUUCUGGUGUUUUUGCAUGAUUUACCUUAUUUACUAUUUCACAUUAUUUCAACUUCUUGCUGUUUUUCUUCAUUGAGACAUUUCUGUCGUCAGGCUAUCUACCAAGGAUUUAUGUUUGUUGAUAUAUACUGUAUAUCAUUUGCAUCUAUGUUUCAAAUGUAAUGCUCACUGAUUUUGCUUGGUGGUAAAUAACAACAUUAACACCUACUAGCUGGUUUUGGAGAUCGGCUGCCUCUCUAUUAGCUGAGUUCUACAAAGAGAGACGUUUAGAAUUUGAACUAAUAUUAUAUCAGUCAUAAACGUUGUGGACUCACAGUGAGUCUGAUUGAGUGUUUUUGCUGAUGUUGGUGAGAGAUGAACCAGAAAAGCAGAACACUUUCAUUUGUAAUAUGCUUUCUUUGUGUUUUCAUAGAGGCAGUGGAGUGUUGUGCUGAAGCUGCCGCUCCAUCAGUUUCCCUCACAGGGCUCACUGUGUGGAAAAGCAGUAGACGCUCAAACAUCUCACAGUCUGUGACAUGGCUUUUGAAUUGAACAUGAGUUGUGUUUCUGCUUGUAUUGUGUUGCAAGUGUGUGGAGAGUAUUUAGUGUAAUGAUUGUGCUCAGGCUGUCAGGACUUUCUCCUUUCAAGUCAGAGGUGGAUUUCAUCAAACUGACAAACAAAAUGUAUUUCGUUGUUGGAAGUUUCUGUCAGAAUUAAAUGUUUUUAAACACGACCAAUAAGUAAUGAUAUACUGUAUGCUUGUUAUGCUUCUGGGUUUAAUUGUGGAAAACAGGCAACCAAGAGUACAGAGUUGAGAGCACACAUGCUACUUUUUGUAAAAUAAGA
This is a messenger RNA of Gymnodraco acuticeps, 6932 nucleotides long. It is a transcript of the gene glra3, whose product is annotated as glycine receptor, alpha 3. Gene Ontology annotation, cellular component: plasma membrane; synapse; neuron projection. NCBI's taxonomy places the organism in Eukaryota, Metazoa, Chordata, Actinopteri, Perciformes, Bathydraconidae. Gene Ontology annotation, molecular function: chloride channel activity; glycine binding; transmembrane signaling receptor activity. The transcript has 10 exons. The record is from RefSeq and is a predicted model, not a curated record. The coding region runs from base 253 to 1758 and encodes 501 amino acids. Gene Ontology annotation, biological process: chloride transmembrane transport; signal transduction; chemical synaptic transmission.